This is a messenger RNA of Anneissia japonica, 1597 nucleotides long. Its product is annotated as small nuclear ribonucleoprotein Sm D3. The record is from RefSeq and is a predicted model, not a curated record. Gene Ontology annotation, cellular component: U12-type spliceosomal complex; precatalytic spliceosome; pICln-Sm protein complex. Gene Ontology annotation, biological process: RNA processing; spliceosomal snRNP assembly. The coding region runs from base 156 to 527 and encodes 123 amino acids. The transcript has 2 exons. NCBI's taxonomy places the organism in Eukaryota, Metazoa, Echinodermata, Crinoidea, Comatulida, Comatulidae. Gene Ontology annotation, molecular function: RNA binding.
UUGUAGAGCGUUGAACAAACGAACAACGAAAGGGACGCGCUUGCUGCGGUGAAUACAAAACAAGAAAAUUUUAUGUUUGAGAAUUAUCGUUAAAAAUCAUUUAUAUUUAGAUCACAUCUAGAAUUUUCAAGUAAUAUUUUCAGAAGUACUCAACAAUGUCGAUCGGUGUACCAAUAAAGGUUUUGCAUGAGGCUGAAGGUCAUGUAAUUACAUUGGAAACAAACACAGGUGAAGUUUACAGGGGUAAGCUUAUUGAAGCUGAAGAUAACAUGAACUGCCAAAUGUCGAACAUUACUGUAACGUUUAGGGAUGGCAGAGUAGCUCAACUUGAACAUGUAUUUGUAAGGGGCAGUAAAAUAAGAUUUCUUAUCUUACCGGACAUGCUGAAAAAUGCCCCAAUGUUCAAAACAAAGCAGAACAAAGGUGCCGGGGCAGGUAGAGGAAAGUCUGCUAUUCUCCGUGCACAGGCUGCAAGAGGAAGAGGCAGAGGAGGAGGAAGAGGAAAUGUUUUUCAAAAGAGAAGAUAGUGAAAGAAGGAAAAAAGGACAAUUUUUCAAUAAGUUUACCAUUAUGAUGUGAUGCCCUAAGCAGAACCUAACGAGAAGAGACGCAAAGUAGAUCAUGAUAUGGAGAUGGCUGAGAGUAGUGUAAUCACUAUCAGUACAGUGAAUCUGCUGCUGAACCAAGCCAUGGAAUUGUGUUCAUACUCUGUAGAGAAGAAACAUCAAUAGGGCAGAACAGGAGAAGGAACUAUCAUUUCUCACACCACAAACUAACACAAAGUAAAGUACAGUAGUUUUUCAUUGCAUUGGUCAAGGAUUUUUAUAUUCUUUACUAUCACAAAAAAAAUCUGUAAAAACAAAGCCUGUACUACUUGAGUGUAUUUUUUUUCAUGAACUGACAGACUGCUUCUGUGUUUUUGUGGUGUGAGCAACGAUGUAGUCCGCUUCUCUAUUUAUUGGUGUAUGGUCAUUCUUGGAUUGAUCUUCGUGUCAGAGAUGCGCUUACAACAAAAGCUCAAGCUUUUAACAAAUUACUUGCAAUUUUUAGUAAGUCCGUACUGUAUAAAUCAUUUUUAAAAAAUUGUUUUUCCUGCAGAAAAUAUGAUGUGAUAGUUACUACAAUUACUCCUUCCAGAAUUUUUUCCGUUUACUUUUUAAUUGUAUGUAAUGAACAGGCAUAGUAUAGUACAGUAUGUACAAAGUACAAUCGAGCAAGACUUGGAAAUAUGUGCAUACAGAUUGCCAUGUGUGUUUAAUAAUGACUGUUUGGGUUGUGAGAAGGAAAAAUUGAGUACUGUACAAUGAUAUGCUUAGUUUGAAUGUACAGUACAGUAGAAAAAUCAGAUGGUGCCCUGAAAUUGUUGUAGCUACCAGGGGUAAUUCUAUUGUUUGUAGGCAUAUUGGCAACACUUCAAUCAAUCCAUCAUCUGCUUUAAAUGUGUAGAAGAAAGUGUAAAAAGUGUUCUGUUGAUAUUUUUUAUCUGUUAACAUUGUUUAUACAGUAGUUGGGAUCGGGUUGUAAUAAUAUUGUAUGCCAAGAAAAUAUGAUCAGUUUCAUCUAAAUUUGUUUUAAAUAAAAUCAUAUCUUUUAGAAA